AAUCAGAGCCAGCCAUCUGUUCCCAGUCUAGAGGCGAGCCUGUGCGAAUGAUAGCAUCUCGCAGUGAUUCUGCAGGCAUGUGAAGAUCCAAACAGAGCUCAAAGUAUACCAGCCUAAUAUUUCUUUUAAAAACGCGUUUUCUUUAUAUUUCACUAUUCUACCCCCCUAAACGGGGAAUAUAUUUUACUGCAAAAUGACAUCGUUAUCCCUACUGUUUAUGGCCGUGUCCAUCGCUUUAAUAGCUGCAGAAUCAUCUGUUUAUUUCCGAGAGCAAUUUGAAGACGGAGACACCUGGAGGAGCCGAUGGGUGGAAUCCAAGCAUAAAUCCGACUACGGAAAGUUUGUGCUAUCUGCAGGCAAAUUUUAUGGCGAUGCCGAGAAAGAUAAGGGUCUUCAGACCAGUCAGGAUGCUCAUUUCUACGCACUGUCAUCCCGCUUUGCUGAUUUCAACAACAAGAAUCAGCCCCUCGUGAUCCAGUUCUCUGUAAAACAUGAACAGAGCAUUGACUGUGGUGGAGGCUACAUCAAACUUUUCCCAUCAGACCUCAAACAGGAAGAUAUGCAUGGAGACUCAACCUAUAAUAUUAUGUUUGGUCCUGACAUCUGUGGCCCUGGCACCAAGAAAGUACAUGUAAUCUUCAAUUACAAAGGCAAAAAUCAUUUGAUCAACAAAGACAUUAGAUGCAAGGAUGAUGAAUACACCCACCUGUACACGUUAAUUGUCAAUCCUGACAACACUUAUGAAGUCAAGAUUGAUAAUAAGAAGGUAGAGUCUGGAUCUCUGGAAGAAGACUGGGACUUCCUGCCUCCCAAAAAGAUCAAGGAUCCUGAAGCGAAAAAACCUGAGGACUGGGACGAGAGAGAGAAGAUUGAUGACCCUGAUGACAAGAAACCAGAGGACUGGGACAAACCCGAGAACAUCCCUGAUCCUGAUGCUAAGAAGCCUGAUGACUGGGAUGAUGAGAUGGAUGGGGAGUGGGAGCCGCCCAUGGUCACCAAUCCUGAAUACAAGGGUGAGUGGAAACCCCGCCAGAUUGACAAUCCUGCAUACAAGGGGAAAUGGGUGCACCCUGAGAUUGAUAACCCGGAAUACACUGCUGACAACGAAAUCUAUAAAUACGAUAGCAUCGGAGUGAUUGGACUGGACUUGUGGCAGGUGAAGUCUGGCACAAUUUUUGACAACUUUCUCAUUACCAAUGACCCCAAAAUGGCAGAAGAGGUUGGCGAUGAGACUUGGGGUGCCACAAAGGAUGCUGAGAAGAAAAUGAAGGAAAGUCAAGAAGAGGAAGACAGAAAGAAGCGUGAGGAAGAGGAAAAGACAAGAAAGGAGGAGGCUAAGGAUGAAGAGGAAGAUGAAGAUAAGGAAGAGGAGGAGGAGGAAGAAGAGGAAGAGGAAGAAGAAGAAGAAGAAGAAGAGGAGGAUGAGGAAGAGGAAACAGACUCUAAACUCAAAGACGAGUUGUAGAUGUCAACAGGAACUUGUGAAGAAAUAUCCCAUGGCUAAUGGGGUACAAUGCAGAGAACUGGACUAAUGCUGGACAUUCCUUUUUGUUGUGUGCCGGAUGAAUCCGGCAAGAUUGUUUUGUCCCUUUCCACUGCUACAAACCUAUUUAUACAUUAACUUUUUCAUAAUUUUCAUUUGCAUGAUGUCAAGCAAAGUCCUAAGCAUUUUCAGGGAGAGUUGAAGGGAACCAACAUGAAAAUCACAUCCCUGUCUGUAGUGUGAGAUAUGAUCCAUAAACAUUCAAUGUUCAUGUUUACAUAUGUCAGAUAUCCUAUUUGCUAAGAAAUUCUGUGACAUGAAACUUGAAUCAUAGCAGUCAUCAAACUGGUAGCUACAAUUCUCAGACACUAGUAUGAUUACCUCAAAGAACAUUUACUAUAUUUCAUUGACAAUGUGGAGCAAUUUUUAGGGUACUGUUGCCACCAUUUUGUUCUCAUUUCACUUCUGUUACAGAAUAUGCCAAGUUGUUUAGAUAUCUCAUCUACAGCAGUUUGGCCUUCACACAGUUUUGCGUAUGUGUGCGUGUUGGGUUUGAGAGAGAGUCCUCGCUUUAUUGCAUGUUUCAUCUUAACCCAAACCUCAAAUUCAUAACAUACUUGCUCUUAUUAUCAAUCUGUCAGAGAUUCGGUUCUUGGUCAUUUACUUUCAUGAACACACAGUGGAUCUAAAAAGCUGAUGCGGUUUUGAUCUGGCCCUGAUCAGCAAGAAAACUUUUGCACGUCUGGCCGAAUGUUUGGCGAAAGCGAAUCAACGUCAACAAUGGUUUAUCUGAGUUGCUGUAAAUUGCGUGUUUGCUGUGGUUCAGCUGAAUGAUUUAUUUAGUAAAUGUGGUAAUCAAGGCCAGGCUGAACCUGUGGAGUGAGGAAAAUUUCAAGGGUGUUGCGAGGAAAUUCUCAUAGCGAUUCUAGUAACACUUCUCUUCAAUAGAUUUCACAACCUUUGUGAAUAUUGCACUGCUGUACUGCUUCAAUCAGAUACUUCUCCCAGCAAAAUGGAUUGUGACCUUUUUUUUAAAGAUAUAUUUUGUACUUUUUGUGUUUGAAGGAGAUUCCUUGACAUAUUGAGAAGAAAAGCUCUGGUAUGACAGUUGUUGUCCAAUAAUAAAACUACAAAAAGAGUAAUA
Ctenopharyngodon idella (grass carp) is the source of this 2627-nucleotide messenger RNA. RefSeq names its product calreticulin. Gene Ontology annotation, biological process: protein folding. The transcript is spliced from 9 exons. Gene Ontology annotation, cellular component: endoplasmic reticulum membrane; endoplasmic reticulum. Gene Ontology annotation, molecular function: calcium ion binding. The coding region runs from base 194 to 1465 and encodes 423 amino acids. The record is from RefSeq and is a predicted model, not a curated record. Lineage: Eukaryota; Metazoa; Chordata; Actinopteri; Cypriniformes; Xenocyprididae.